UUUUUUCCCGGUUAGCCGAUAGGAUAGGGCACACACACUCUCUCUCUCUCUCCCGAUAGGAUAGCACUCUCUCCCUCCCGUCCCAGGCUCCAUUUCUACGUGACUCGAGCCGAGUCGAGCUGUACCAAUUUGUUUCCCAUUUCCCCAUCCCAAGAACCAACCCCAGAAACCAGGGGCAGGCACGUACCAAGAACAACCCACGGCCACCUCCCCCUGCACAUUGCACAAACCUCGGUGAGAGAGAGAGAGAGAGAGAGAGGAGAGAGCCCAAUUCCCCAAUCCCACCCCACCGGAACGGCAAUUCGGUAUCUUCCUUUCUCGCGCGUAGGCGUAGCGCGGCGAGUGUGAGCUCUUCAUUCUCGGGUUCGUUCGUGUGCGGGUAGCCAGAUUUCCGUUGGGAGCUGUCCACCUCGCGUUCUUGGAUCGGGUCACCGGCGCCGCGGAAAAAGCUGUCUCAUUUGUGGGUGCCAAGCUAGCUUUGAUCCGGCGUCGCACACCUGUGGUGGUUCUUAUCCGGAAGGCAUCCGAGGAGGGGACGGGGGCCACGAGCGGCACGUGACGAGCGGUUGGCGAUGGAGACGAUGAAAGCGAGAAAGCGCACCGGCGAGCCGAGGUUUACAUAAGGAGGAGGCGGGGAUCCCGUGGCGUGGCGCGGAGAGGGAGAGGGAGGGAGAGGAGAUCUGUGUUCUUGAGUUGUUGAGUGAGAGAUACAGAGAGAUCGAGGAAUGGGCACCGCGGUGGAGGCGGCGGCGUUCGGGUCGGUGGACGGGGUGGUUGGGGAGAUCAUGCGGCUGCACCGGUCGCUGCCGGCGCGACCGGCGCUGGAGGAGGUGGAGGCCGCGGAUGCGCUGGCGCGCGUCGCGGACAGGGAGGAGCGGGCGCGCCUCGACGCCGUAGCGCGCCUGCGCAGGCCGGCCGCCGUGCCCGACGAGCUCUUCGGCAUCGCGCUGGAGAUGCACCGCGCGCUCGCCAGCUUCGACUGCCGGGAGCAGAAGCGCGACGCCACGCGGCUCCUUGAGCUCGACGCGCUCCACGCCCUCUUCGACGACCUCAUCCAGCGCGCGUCGCAGUGCGUUCCCUCUAGCUCAUCCCGCGCCGCGCCGCGCAUCACUUCCGCCUCCUCCGCUGCAGCCACCUCUGCCGCGUCCUCAUCCUCCGCCUCAUCGUCGGCGGUGGCUGCGGACAGCAACACCGAGCGUUACUCGUCCAUGGGCACUAAUGGGUUCAGUGCGGAGAGGACGGUGGUGACGAGCACAGGGCGCGUCUCCAUGGAUGACAGCUACGUCAAGAAGGCCAAGGCGGCGAUAUGGGAUGACGGGGUUGUGACAGCGAGAUCUCAUAUGCUCCGAGGAGCCGUUGCAGCAAACUCCGUGGCGGUUCGAGUGGAUGGCGGUUAUGGAGACGACAAGGAAAAGCUGAGCCUCAUUAAGCUAGCUAGCAUGAUUGAAGUGGCUGCAAAGAAAGGUGCUCGGGAUCUCAAUCUCCAAGGCAAACUCAUGAACCAGAUCGAGUGGGUGCCUGAUUCAAUUGGAAAGCUCACUGGACUUGUUACCCUUGAUAUUUCGGAGAAUCGGAUCUUGGCUUUACCGGAAGCAAUUGGGAGGCUUUCUUCUUUGACCAAGCUGGACCUUCAUGCUAAUCGAAUUACUCAGCUCCCUGAUUCUAUUGGGGAUCUUUGCAACUUGAUAUAUCUCGACCUGAGGGGUAAUCAGCUUACAUCAUUGCCCUCUGGUCUUGGCAGGCUGGUAAAUCUUGAGGAGCUGGAUGUGAGUGCAAACCAUCUUACCUCACUCCCUGAUUCAAUUGGAAGCCUUACACGUUUGAAGAAGUUAAUCGCCGAUACAAACAACCUUGAUGAGUUGCCGUACACUAUUGGUCAUUGUGUCUCACUGGUAGAAUUGCGGGCUGGUUAUAAUCACCUCAAGGCCCUUCCAGAGGCUGUCGGAAAGCUAGAGUCUCUGGAGAUUCUCUCUGUGCGAUACAACAGUAUCAGGGGACUUCCGACAACAAUGGCAUCUCUCACUAAGCUGAAGGAGGUUGAUGCAAGCUUCAACGAGCUUGAGUCUAUUCCUGAGAACUUUUGCUUUGUCACUUCUCUUGUUAAACUGAAUGUUGGGAACAAUUUUGCUGACCUGCAAUCUCUGCCUCGUUCUAUUGGCAACCUUGAGAUGCUGGAAGAGUUGGAUAUAAGCAAUAAUCAGAUUAGGGUUCUUCCAGAUUCUUUUGGAAACCUGCAGCGCCUUCGUGUGCUUCGUGCAGAAGAGAACCCUCUACAAGUGCCGCCAAGGGACAUAGCUUUAAAGGGAGCUCAGGCAGCUGUUCAAUACAUGACUGACCAUGUCGCCAAGAAAGCCACAAGGUCACAACCAAUAAGGGCAAAGAAGACUUGGGCUCAGUUCUGCUUUUUCUCCAGGCCUAACAAAAGAAAGCAUGACCGGAUAGACAGUGAGACAUGAUUUAUUGGGAGCUAGGUGAGAUUAAACAGCUAUGUUCAUCCUUAGCUUCUGCAGAAGAAAAAAUGUGUGCAUCCUCUUCAAUUGCUUGCCAUUGUGAGUACGGGUCAACAAAGAUGUGAUGGCCCAUAGCAUGCCCGUCCACAAUGAUGCAGGUUUCUUUUAUAGAACCAAGAUGGUUAGGUUUCAUCAAACCUAGUCACUCUCCUUUCCACCAGGCAAACUUUACUUUGAAUAACACUCUGAAGACCCCUACUUCAGCUAAAGAAUCGAGAAGUUGUGUAAUCACUUGGCGCUUGGCUUUUCAUAUGGUUGAGGCUGCUCGGUAAAGAGAACUAGACUGCUAAAGUUCGUUAGUGCAACUUGUCUAUAUGAAAAUAUAGAUGCAUCCAUUGAAACUAAGAAGUUUGUUAUUUAUAGAAUUUGUAACAACGCUUUUGGAGAUCAGUUUUUUUUUUCUUUGACCAAGUGUUCUUAAUUGCAAGACACAGAAAUCUGCAGGAUACCAGAUGGUGCUUUGCGUAGCUUAACUUUAUGUCCGUGACUCGAAGAUUGUUGGAUUGAAUAGGAGUGCAGUCAAAUCUUAAGGAUAUGUUGGUCUAACUUUAUUAGCUCCCUUUUGAAAUUCUUACCGUUCAAUGUAUUCUGGGCACUUUUUCUUGUAACUUAUAUUUGAGUUUACCAUCUUGCUGGUGACAUUCGGAAAACACAAACAUUUUGCAUGUCUUGUUUCA
Phragmites australis (common reed) is the source of this 3187-nucleotide messenger RNA. Its product is annotated as plant intracellular Ras-group-related LRR protein 4-like. Bases 726 to 2456 code for a protein of 576 amino acids. Gene Ontology annotation, molecular function: protein binding. The transcript has 3 exons. Lineage: Eukaryota; Viridiplantae; Streptophyta; Magnoliopsida; Poales; Poaceae. The record is from RefSeq and is a predicted model, not a curated record.